This is a messenger RNA of Camellia sinensis, 1197 nucleotides long. RefSeq lists its product as uncharacterized. Lineage: Eukaryota; Viridiplantae; Streptophyta; Magnoliopsida; Ericales; Theaceae. The record is from RefSeq and is a predicted model, not a curated record.
GCAACUCGAAUUCAGAUACUGAAGAUUACAAACAACGCCAACAGAAGGCCUAAAAACUAUACUAACACACGCAACUCGAAUUCAGAUACUGAAGAUUACAGCCAACCAUUACUGAUUGACAACCACACCCUUAGCAAGUAGAUCCGAUCGCCUCCGUAUCUCCGGCGAUCGUCAUGUACUCCGGAGACGAUCUCCGACUACCAUUUGAACUCAAUGACGAGUCCGAUUUCGAAAGAAUCAUCUCCCCCGACGGCCUCCUCACCAUCUGCGGCUUCGGUUCUCUCCUCUCCGAGCGCAGUGCGAGGAGUACAUUUCCGGAAUUGAUCAACUUCAGAGUCGCCAGAUUGAACGGCUUUCGUCGCAUCUUCGCUCAUGUGGCUCCGGUUUUUUUCGAUCGAGGCAUCGCCAAUCCUCAAACAAAGGAAAUGUCAAGUUUAAGCGUGGAGCCAUGUGAAGGUGAAACCCUUAUUGUUACUGUUUUUGGCAUUAAAAAAUCAGAGAUUCCUUCUUUUCUUCAGAGGGAGCACGAGUUUCGGUUUUUAGCUGUCCUACCUGAAACACUUGAUGGAAAGCUGUUUACAAGUCCAGCUGUGCUUUGUGCACGUUUUAGUGACGAGGAAUAUCUCCAAAUUAGAUGCAAAGGAAGUCAAGAAAUCUAUUUUCAGCGAUAUGGACAAUAUAACAUUCACAAGAUCUGGCGUGAUGAUAUCUUACCUUGCCGUCUUUAUCUUCGGCACUGUAUUUUGGCAGCAAAGAAUCUUGGUGAUGAAGCCUACAACAACUUUCUAGAUCACACUUUCCUUGGGGACAGGAAAACAACUAUCCGGGAGUACUUGGUGACAACAGGUUCAGGCAUAAUGGAAGAGGAGCCUCCGGAAUCAAUAAAGGCCAUUUACAGCGGUUGACAAUAACAAGUCCAUGGACCGUCUGUUUGGUAGCCUUGAAGGCUUGGUUUCUUUUUGGACUUGACAUUGCUCAAACCUGCAUUCAUGUUGGCUCAAGAACAGGCAAAAAAAUUAGGUGGGGAACUGGAAGAUCUGAAAGACCACCUUGCUGAUUAUUAUUAUUAUUUUGAUUGGCUCCGAGUGGGAGAGUACAUUUGGAAUAUUGUUAUUUGAAGCACUCUAAUUGUUUACCUAGAAGCAGAUGGGAAAGUGCUGCAAGUUCUUUGCUAGUUAUAUCAAAUAUUUUGAAUCC